This is a messenger RNA of Saccostrea cuccullata (small rock oyster), 3048 nucleotides long. RefSeq names its product mucin-5AC-like. Gene Ontology annotation, molecular function: enzyme inhibitor activity. Bases 68 to 2938 code for a protein of 956 amino acids. The transcript has 21 exons. NCBI's taxonomy places the organism in Eukaryota, Metazoa, Mollusca, Bivalvia, Ostreida, Ostreidae. The record is from RefSeq and is a predicted model, not a curated record.
CGGUUUUUCGAGGCUAAGGUUACAUAAUCUUGGCAAAGAGGGAAUAGAAAAGACCAAAGGAGGCAAAAUGGACAUAAAGUACACAGUUCUAAUCUUCACUGUAAUAUCCACAGCGGCAUGUUUGCCUAACCCAGCAAACAGAGAGGCCGGAAACGUCCGGGCCAACAAUAACGACUGUCCGCCAUUACCUCAGUCCUGCCCCACUGAGUGUUAUGCAAUAAGCUCUACUGGAUGUAUCGUCUGUCAGUGUCCGAAAUCUCAGGGAUCGUCUGCAUCAAAUUCCAGUCACACUGGAACCAGAACAGGGAGUUCUUCUUCCGCCGGAAAUAACAAUGGAUGUCCGCCAUUCCCAUCACAAUGUGACCCGAAUUGCCUAUCUUUAGACAGCAUGGGGUGCCCUAUCUGCUCUUGUUCAACAAAUCAUCAGUCAUCAUUACAAAACUCUUCAAGUUCCGGUGGAGCCGGAAGUGUGCCGAAGGUCAACGGAUGUGCUCCUUUUCCAAAGGACUGCAGCGCUGAGUGUGCUCACAUUGACGCCAUGGGUUGUAUAGUCUGCGCCUGCCAGUCAGGUGGAUCAGGACACACCAGUAACGGAACAUCUUCAUCCUCUUCCUCUAACACCUAUCAGGGGAACAGUAAUGGAUGCCAGACCUUCCCCAAGAACUGCCGUACGGAGUGUGCCGCUGUUGACGCCCGGGGUUGCAUCGUAUGUCAGUGUCCCACCUCAGGUUCUGACAACUCAACAUCUAUCUCGGUACAGACAGCCAGUUCUGGCGGGAACGGAAUUAACGGAUGUCCACCAUUUCCAAAGAACUGCGACUCUUCAUGCGUAUCUUUGAAUGAUAUGGGAUGUGUCGUCUGCACUUGUUCACAUUCAAGUAACAAUAAAACACAGACCGGUGUUCACCAGAUCGGAAAUUACGUCAACACACAAGGUCAGAGUUUAGCAGGAAACGGAAAUGGUUGCCCUGCAAUAGAUCCAAAAUGCCCGGCUCAAUGUACUUCCGUUGACAGCCAGGGAUGUGUUCGCUGCACCUGUUCGACGUCUUCGUCUGCCUCACAAUCCGGAUCUGUCUCGAGCAGCAACGCUGGAGGGUGUGCAUCAAUUCCAAAGAACUGUGAGCUUAGUUGUUUAAAUAUCGACUCUAGUGGAUGUGUUAUCUGCUCAUGUCCGGCGGCGGGAAGUGGCUUUGGUAACACCUGUCCACCAUAUAAUGCAGACGAUUGUGAUGAGGUAUGCAAAAUGACGGACACACAUGGCUGCCCUGUUUGCGACUGUUCGCAGCACUUGGGCUCUACCACCGCCUCGACUAAUCAUAAUAACGGAGGAGUUCCGGGAGCCGGUGGGUGCCCUGCCUUUGACUUCGGUAAAUGUGACCCUUCUUGUGUAUCUAUGGAUGAUAAGGGAUGUUUGACCUGCACAUGUUCAGCUAGCACAGUACCAUCUGCCGGUCAAACCACAACACUAGGGGCCGUAACUAGUGUCCCUGGAGCUGGAGGAUGUCCUCCCUUUGAUUUCAGUACAUGUGAUCCCUCAUGUGUUGUAAUGGAUAGUCAAGGAUGCAUGUCUUGUCAUUGUGCUGCAACAACACAAGCGCCUUCUGGAGGAAAUUCGAACAACACCUCAGGAACGGUAACCAGUGUACCCGGGGCUGGCGGUUGUCCUUCCUUUGACUUUAGUACUUGUGAUCCCAAGUGUGUCGUCAUGGAUGAUCAGGGAUGCUUAUCUUGUAACUGUGCAGUGACAAUGGCGCCAUCUGGAGGACAAUCUAGUACAUCAGGGGCAGUAACUAAUGUUCCAGGUGCCGGUGGAUGCCCUUCCUUUGAUUUCAGUACAUGUGAUCCAAAUUGUGUUGUUAUGGACGCAAGAGGCUGUAUGACAUGCCAAUGUGCAGCAACAACUGCAGUGCCUUCUGGGGGUGAUUCUAAUAAUACGUCAGGAACGGUAACCAGCGUGCCUGGUGCUGGCGGUUGCCCAUCGUUUGAUUUCAGUAACUGUGACCCUAACUGUGUUGUAAUGGACGGACAGGGUUGUCUUUCUUGCCAAUGCAAAGCGACUACAGCUGCCCCUAGUAAUAAUUCUUCAUCAUCAGUGACGUCAGUUCCAGGAGCGGGAGGUUGCCCUUCUUUUGAUUUCAGUAAAUGUGACCCAAAUUGUGUUGUCAUGAAUGAACAAGGCUGCAUGACAUGUCAAUGCAAAGCAACAACACCAGCACCCUCUGGAGGACAAUCAACAACAGGAGCCGUGACUGGUGUCCCUGGAGCCGGCGGAUGUCCGUCUUUUGAUUUCAGUACAUGUGACCCCAACUGUGUGGUAAUGGACGGGCAAGGGUGCUUAUCCUGUCAUUGUGCAGCUUCAACUACAGCUCCACCUGCUACAACCAAAGCGCCAUCUGGGCAAACAACACAUCAACCAGGAACGACAACUGCUGUCCCUGGCGCAGGUGGUUGUCCUUCUUUUGACUUCAGCACCUGUGACCCAAACUGUGUUGUCAUGGAUUCACGUGGUUGUCUGUCAUGUUCUUGUGCUGUAGCCACCACAACCACCUCUGGGCCCGGCGCGGCCUCUGUUACGUCCAUUCCUGGAGCAGGUGGGUGCCCCUCAUUCGACUUCAGCAAAUGUGAUCCAAAUUGUGUUGUCAUGGACGCCCGGGGCUGCAUGACCUGCUCAUGUUCAGCGACUGUCGUUCCUGCAAAUGGUAAGCAAAGACCUACUACCGCCACACCUCGGCCUACCACCACCACCACCACCACACCCGGACCCACCACUAGUACAACCACACCAAGACCCAUCACUACGCAUGCUCAGACAACUACUACCGGUGGAGUCACGUGUCCUGCUAUAAGAUGUACUUAUCCCUGCGAUGCAGGAGUAACAUUUAAUUCUCAGGGUUGCCCUGUAUGUAAAUGUAGAACUUCUAGCACGAAGUCCCCUUGAUUUGUUUUUAUUUAUAUCAUGAGAAAUCUCGUAUAUAUACAAUAAAUAUAUGUUCCAACAAUAAUUAUGCGUGUUUUGAGGUUUGCAUAAAAAAAUGUCAUUGAAGUAGA